Messenger RNA from Drosophila biarmipes, 1765 nucleotides. RefSeq names its product fumarate hydratase, mitochondrial. The record is from RefSeq and is a predicted model, not a curated record. Gene Ontology annotation, biological process: malate metabolic process; fumarate metabolic process; tricarboxylic acid cycle. Bases 120 to 1607 code for a protein of 495 amino acids. NCBI's taxonomy places the organism in Eukaryota, Metazoa, Arthropoda, Insecta, Diptera, Drosophilidae. Gene Ontology annotation, molecular function: fumarate hydratase activity. Gene Ontology annotation, cellular component: mitochondrion; tricarboxylic acid cycle heteromeric enzyme complex. The transcript has 5 exons.
CGCAACGACGCUUUGUUGUUGUUUUUGUUGGUGUUGUUGUGGUGGGCUCGUCCGCGAAAGAUCACUUGGCAAACUUAUUUAUUUAAUUGAUUUGAUUCCAUCAAGAAGAAGGCGCAAAGAUGGUGCUACCCCUAUUGCAGCGCUCCUCGCUUCGCGGCGUCCAGCAGAUUACGAAGCCCUGGGCCUCCCUUGGAGGUGUGCGUCUGGCCUCCCAGGAGUUUCGCGUGGAGAGCGACACCUUCGGCGAGCUGAAGGUGCCCGCGGACAAGUACUAUGGCGCCCAGACGAUGCGCUCCCAGAUCAACUUCCCCAUCGGCGGGGCCACCGAGCGGAUGCCCAAACCCGUGGUGCAGGCCAUGGGCAUCCUGAAGAAGGCCGCCGCCGAGGUGAACAAGGAGUUCGGGCUGGACAGCAAGGUGAGCGAGGCGAUCUCGAAGGCGGCCGACGACGUGAUCUCCGGCAAGCUGUACGCCGACCACUUCCCGCUGGUCAUCUGGCAGACGGGCUCCGGCACCCAGAGCAACAUGAACGUGAAUGAGGUCAUCAGCAACCGCGCCAUCGAGCUGCUGGGCGGCAAGCUGGGCAGCAAGACGCCCGUGCAUCCCAACGACCACGUGAACAAGUCGCAGAGCUCCAACGACACCUUCCCCACGGCCAUCCACAUCUCGGUGGCCCUGGAGCUGAACAACAACCUCAAGCCGGCGAUCAAGACGCUGCACGACGCCCUGCGGGCCAAGUCGGAGGAGUUCAAGGACAUCAUCAAGAUUGGCCGCACCCACACCAUGGACGCGGUGCCCCUGACGCUGGGCCAGGAGUUCAGCGGCUAUGCCCAGCAGCUGGCCUACGCCCAGGAGCGCAUCGACGCCUGUCUGCCGCGCGUCUACGAGCUGGCCCUGGGCGGCACUGCCGUGGGCACUGGUCUGAACACCCGCAAGGGCUUCGCCGAGAAGUGCGCGGCCAAGAUCGCCGAGCUGACCAACCUGCCCUUCGUCACCGCGCCCAACAAGUUCGAGGCCCUGGCCGCCCGCGACGCCAUGGUGGAGGUGCACGGCGUGCUCAACACGAUCGCCGUCAGCCUGAUGAAGAUCGCCAACGACAUCCGCUUCCUGGGCUCCGGACCGCGGUGCGGCCUGGGCGAGCUUUCGCUGCCGGAGAACGAGCCCGGCAGCUCCAUCAUGCCCGGCAAGGUGAAUCCCACGCAGUGCGAGUCGCUCACCAUGCUCUCCGCCCAGGUGAUGGGCAACCAGGUGGCCGUCACCAUCGGCGGCUCCAACGGACACUUCGAGCUGAACGUGUUCAAGCCCCUCAUCGUGUCCAACGUGCUGCGCUCCAUUCGGCUGUUGUCUGAUGGCAGCCGGACCUUCACUGCCAACUGCGUGAAUGGCAUCCAGGCCAACCGCGAGAACAUUGCCAAGAUCAUGAACGAGUCGCUGAUGCUGGUCACCGCCCUGAACCCCCACAUCGGCUACGACAAGGCCGCCAAGAUCGCCAAGACGGCGCACAAGAACGGAACGACCCUCAAGGAGGAGGCCAUCAACCUGGGCUACCUCACGGAGCAGCAGUUCAACGACUGGGUGCGCCCCGAGCAGAUGCUGGGACCCAAGUGAGCAGUAGGCCAACCUGCCGCCGCCCGACCCCAAAAUACACCCAUCGCUGUCAUCGGAAACCCGGACUAGUCGGUUUGCCAGCCUGUCGGCUUUAAGUUCGUUUGUAUAUGAAUCGCUUGGAAUCACAGACCCAAUAAUAACUGAAAAUGCUGAAGCAA